This is a messenger RNA of Durusdinium trenchii, 369 nucleotides long. The record is from the annotation of a GenBank genome assembly. Lineage: Eukaryota; Dinophyceae; Suessiales; Symbiodiniaceae.
AUGAUGGGUUAUGUUGCCAUGUCCAAGCAGUCGUUCGUUCCGGUCGAUUCGAAGCCUUCUGAAGUGAAAGCCAUGUUUCGGAUGGCGCAGUCGGUGGCCUCAGCGGAGAUGGAAGUAGAGACUGAAGAUGUUUCUAUGGAACCUGAAGCUAUGAACUUGCCUUUGAACCCGAAUGAUAGUCCAGAAUGGGUUUUGUUAGAUUCAGGAGCUUCUUCACACGUGUUGUUUUCGCAGUUUGUUGCAGCACAUGAGUCAUGGAUAGUGUACACCACAUCACAGAUGGCCAUGUUUUCGACAGCAGAUGGGUCCAAAGUUAAGCUGACUAAAGUCAUUGGCGUUGCCAUCAGGUGUGCAGUGGAUUUUGGUUGA